This is a messenger RNA of Trichoderma virens Gv29-8, 1722 nucleotides long. RefSeq lists its product as uncharacterized. The transcript is spliced from 2 exons. The record is from RefSeq and is a predicted model, not a curated record. Gene Ontology annotation, cellular component: mitochondrion. NCBI's taxonomy places the organism in Eukaryota, Fungi, Ascomycota, Sordariomycetes, Hypocreales, Hypocreaceae. Gene Ontology annotation, molecular function: metal ion binding; metalloendopeptidase activity. Bases 1 to 1722 code for a protein of 573 amino acids.
AUGUUGCGACAGUUUGCUACUCGGCUGCAGCCUCGGGCGAAGGCCCAGGGCUCGAGGCUGCUGAGUUCGCAGAGCAAGUUUGGUGCCAUCAAGGCGCAGAUGCCGAGGCGGACUAUGGCGACGGUCAAGGUGGAAGGGAUACCAAAGGAACCUACUGAAUUGGACGAGAUUACUACACUGCCGAACGGUUUGCGAGUCGCUUCCGAAGCCCUCCCGGGUUCCUUUUCUGGUGUGGGCAUCUACGUCGAGGCUGGUUCUCGGUUCGAGAAUGACUCACUGCGAGGUGUUUCCCACAUCAUGGACCGACUGGCGUUCAAAUCCACCUCGAGGCACUCUGCCGACGAAAUGCUUGCGCGGGUCGAGACGCUCGGAGGAAACAUCCAGUGCGCAUCGUCACGGGAGAGCAUGAUGUACCAGGCGGCCACGUUCAACAGCGCCGUGCCGGAGACGGUGGCAUUGCUGGCGGAGACGAUUCGCGACCCGCGCAUCACGGACGAGGAGGUUGCGGAGCAGAUUGAGACGGCGCGGUACGAGAUUGCGGAGAUUUGGAGCAAGCCUGAGCUGAUAUUGCCGGAGCUGGUGCAUACGGCGGCGUUCAAGGACAAUACGCUGGGAAACCCGCUGUUGUGUCCUGAGGAUCGCCUGGGGAGCAUUGAUAGGAACACAGUGAAGAUGUAUAGGGAUUUGUUCUACCGGCCGGAGAGGAUGGUUCUGGCUUUUGCUGGUGUGGAACACGGCACCGCUGUUAAGCUGGCCGAGGAGUUCUUUGGCGACAUGAACGCGCUGCCAAGGACCGGCUCGGAAACCAGCGUGAGCUCACUCGCCAGUGACGCAUCUGCUUCCUCAUCAGCAUCAUCUUCCUCAUCAUCAAGCUCCUCCUCUUCACGAUUAAUGUCUAAGAUUCCUCUCUUUAAGAACAUCUCCACAUCUACCCCCCGUAACGCCUCUGUCCUCUCCUCUCCUUCUGAACUCGACAUCAUCCAGCCUUCCCGAUAUACCGGCGGAUUCCUCUCUCUUCCUCCCCAGCCGCCGUCUCUUACUGGCACCAACUUUACACACAUUCACCUUGCUUUUGAAGGACUACCCGUUGCCUCAGAUGACAUUUAUGCGUUGGCGACAUUACAGACUCUUCUUGGUGGAGGAGGAUCCUUCUCUGCUGGUGGACCGGGCAAGGGCAUGUACUCUCGCCUGUACACCAAUGUGCUCAACCAGCACGGCUGGGUCGAAUCAUGCGUUGCCUUCAACCACUCUUACACCGACUCUGGCCUCUUUGGCAUCUCGGCGUCUUGCUUGCCAGGCCACACCUCUGCCAUGCUCGAUGUCAUGUGCCAGGAGCUCCGUGCGCUGACGCUUGAACGAGGCAUCUCGAAGCUGCAGGAGGGCGAGGUGACGCGAGCCAAGAACCAGCUGCGGUCGUCGCUGCUGAUGAACCUGGAGAGCCGGAUGGUGGAGCUGGAGGAUCUCGGACGAUCGGUGCAGGUGCAUAAGCGCAAGAUCCCCGUGCGGGAGAUGUGCCGAAGGAUCGAAGCGCUGAGCGUGCGGGACCUGCAGCGGGUGGCCAGCAUGGUGAUGGGUGGCGCGGUGAAGAAUGCGGGUGGGGGCAGCGGUGCGCCGACGGUGGUUGUGCAGGAGGCGCAGGCGUAUGGGGUGACGAGCCAUACGAUGACGUGGGAUCAGAUUCAGGACCGGAUCGAUGGGUGGAAGUUGGGGAAGAGGGCGUAA